AUGAAAGAAGGGAAGGAUGUGCCCAAAAAACACAGCGUUGUCUCUAUAAACAGAUUCCACCCAGGGUGUGAGGAUUGGUUCUAUAGGGAGUUUAAAUUGCUUGACACUUGCGACCAUCCAAGCAUAGUCAAACUUCUUGGAAUCUGUGUCCAAGGUGGACAGAAGAUCCUUGUUGUUGAGUAUCCUUAUAACAGUUACCUUAAUGACCAUUUAUUUUAUGACGACACGCCCAUUCUUACGUGGGUACAGCGUUUGAAAAUCUGCCUUGAUGUUGCAAAGGCAUUGAAUUACCUUCAUUUUGAGAUGGCGGGCGGACAGAGUGUCGUACACGGUGAUAUACAGAGUUCCAACAUUGCAUUGGACAAGAAUUGGGGGGCCAAGAUUGCUGACUUUGGGCACUCGGUAUUCUCGUCUCCGAACGAAGAUGAUGAAACUCUAGAAUAUGCUAGGGGAAUCCCAGAUGUUAACGUAGAUCCAGAAUAUAGGAAGACUCGUAGGUUAACAAGAGAAUCUGAUGUAUAUAGUUUUGGAGCGGUUCUGUUUGAAGUCCUAUGUGGGAGGUUAGGCGAAGACCCAAUAUACUUAAAAGAGAGCGACCAAGGGCUGCCAUUUGUGGCACGCCGAUGCUUCCGAGAGGGAACACUAAUGGAAAUGAUAGAUCCAUUACUAGGGGAAGAAAGUGAUGAAAACAGCUACAUUUUAAAAAGAGGACCCAAUAAAGAUUCUUUGGACAUCUUUGUGAAAAUUGCAUAUCAGUGUGUGACAGAAAUCCCAAACCAACGUCCACCAGUAAAUGUGGUUGUCAAAGAGCUUCAGGAAGCCUUACUGUUACAGGUAAUUAAUUAA
This is a messenger RNA of Erigeron canadensis, 846 nucleotides long. Its product is annotated as probable receptor-like protein kinase At2g23200. Gene Ontology annotation, cellular component: plasmodesma; plasma membrane. Gene Ontology annotation, biological process: protein autophosphorylation. The transcript has a single exon. The coding region runs from base 1 to 846 and encodes 281 amino acids. Gene Ontology annotation, molecular function: ATP binding; transmembrane receptor protein tyrosine kinase activity. Lineage: Eukaryota; Viridiplantae; Streptophyta; Magnoliopsida; Asterales; Asteraceae. The record is from RefSeq and is a predicted model, not a curated record.